This is a messenger RNA of Grosmannia clavigera kw1407, 3255 nucleotides long. Its product is annotated as heat shock protein DNAj. The record is from RefSeq and is a predicted model, not a curated record. The coding region runs from base 1 to 3255 and encodes 1084 amino acids. Gene Ontology annotation, biological process: cristae formation. Lineage: Eukaryota; Fungi; Ascomycota; Sordariomycetes; Ophiostomatales; Ophiostomataceae. The transcript has 2 exons.
AUGUCGGACACUCGCAAGCGAUCCCGGCACUCGUCGACAUCGGGGUCCCACCGUACACCAUCGUCGCGCCACCAUAGCUCGCGCCACCUUUCUGCGACGUCAUCGUCGUCUGUCAACCGGUCGUCGUCGUCUGUAAACCGGGCCCCUCCGUCUUCUGGUGAUGGCAGUGCCAGUACCAACGACAGCGGCAAGUAUGGCGGCUCGAACGAAGUCCCGCCCGUUUCUGGAGGAGGCAGCCGGCCAGAUGCUGGCCAGAUCUACGGAGGCAUGGCGACACCGGCUGGCGAGUCCCGCUUCUCGCUGACGGACCAGUUUGCGGCCACAAGGAGUGUGAUCGACUUUGACUUUGACGACGGGGCAUCGUCCAUCUUUGACUCGGCAUCGGUCUUCUCCAUGGGGACAUCUAGGGCGCCUUCCGUCCGGGCACCGUCCACGCGGGCACCGUCCAUUGCACCCAGCUCGGUCUGGAGCUCGGGCUUUGGCGAAGACAGCUUCUUGGGCAGCGAAGGCGAGGACACGAUCAUGGGCGGGUACGACACGCUGGUAGAAGAGGAUGAGGACAGUGACGAGGACGAUGACGAGGAUGACGAGAAUAACGACGAGGAUGACGAUGAAGACGGACGACACACACCAAAACUGCGUGCCGAAGGCAACGCUGGCGUCAGGGACAGCAAGCAGCGGACCGAGAAGCUCCAGGACCAGCUGCUGCAGCUGCAACAGGACCAGCUUCUGCUCCGCUCUCCCGUGCUGCAGGCCACCCUCCCCGGCCAGCCCCAGCCAAUGCGGCGUACUUACUACGAAGUGCUCUGUCUUGCACGGCACCCAGCGCCGCACUCGGGCGAGAUCCGGGCGGCCUAUUUUCGCCUGUUUCGACUGCUGAACAACGAUCACAGCAGUGGCGGACGCUACGGUAUAGCAAAGGCGCUGCAGCCGACGGCAGCCUUUUACUUUGCACAGGCGCAGGCAGCGUUCGAAACGCUGAUCGAUCCGGCACGAAGACUGGAGUAUGACCGAUAUCUGGACGAUCAGGAGGAGGAGGACAACGACGAAGAAGAGGACGGGAGCAGCAGCAGCAAAUGCGACAGCGAUAGCAGACUGACUGCGGAGGAAGAAGCCCGAGACGAGGAAGAGAUCCGUCGCCUGAGAGCUCUGGCCAGCCGACAAAGCUUUCAAGCCACCACCGACAUGGGCAUCCGUUACGAUGCCAGCCGCGUGCUGCUGCCCGAGUACCUGCAGCACGGGGACGCGCAAGCCGACAGCAGCGCGCUCAGCUCGGUCGACUACUCUCUCACGCAGGCUGUCCGCAUUGGAUUGCCCAGGUUAGGCCGUUGUACGGAGGCGGGGAUACUGCAGCUGCAACGCCGUCUGUACAGAACACAAAAUUCGCUGAAUCAGCUACGUGUGCGAUUUGGUGCCAACCGAGACAAGAUAGCUGCCAGCACGCAGCGGAUGCAGCCUUGGCCGGUGUUCUGCAGCACGCCAAUCGUUGGGGUGUCUGCCUCGACCUACGCCAUGACGUCGACCUCUGCCAACUGGAGAAGCGGCCGCGAUGCUCCUCUGUCGACAGACCGCCACCAGCCACUCCUGCCCGAGGCGUUGGCACCCAUACGGGCUGUCCAACUGGCCGACACCCGGUCGACGGGCCGCGUUGUGCUCUCCUACCGGCAAGAGUUUGCUUGGGGCCCGAUGCCGAGCCAUCUACCGCCGACGGUGGCGGAGGUCGAGGCGGAAGUUCUGCCGCAUCUGAGCGUGACAACGCGUAUAGCGCAGCCUGUGCCCGUGACAAUACCGCGUGUCGACGAGGCCAUGGGCGUUCCCGACCAGGAGCCGCUGUAUGUCGAAGUCAUGGUGCACGAUGGCAAAGGAUGUUCGCUUGUUGGCUCAGCCCCUCGUCUCGGCCUCGGCCUGUCGCGACGCAUGGGCGAGGGCGAUGUAUUCCUGUGUGCAGACAGUGGUAGCAGCGGUGGCUGGUCGCCGUGGUGGCCGUUCUCUACAGCGGCCGAUGUCGCGACUGCAGUCAUUGCGCCGGGCAUUGCGUCCAUGGUCGAGGUUGGCUACAGCCUGAGCGCAGACGAGCUGGGGCUGCAUGCGGGGCGACCACUGACAGGGCCUGCGGAUCGGGGUCUCAAGGGCAUCGACGGUGAUUUGGACGCCCUGGAAGCCAGCAGCAGCAGAGGCCAUGGCAGAGGCACAUGGACUGCUUCGGCGGCGAUCACGGGGCAGUUGACGCUGGCGGGCUACUUGCGAUACGGUCGCACUCUGUUUCUGACGCCAUGGGGGCAUCUGGGCAAGAAGCUACAGAAGGGACGGAGGACGGACGGCAGCCGACGAGCGGUACGAGUGGAGGCGGAGUUGUGUGCCAGUCGCUUCUCUGCGGACGGAUACCUGGCCAUUCGAGGCCUGGCACCGAUUCGAUGGUGGGGGGUCCGGAACGGCUGGACAUCUGGACCCAGCGCCAGCAGCACGCCUCCAAAGCUGGGCCUGGAAGUUGCUCUGAGUGCCGGCAGCGGCAGCGUGCACGUGUCUCUGUACUGGUCGCGCGUGGGCCAGCGGAUCAAGCUGCCGUUCUUGCUGCUGCCGGCAUCGGGGGAUCUGAGCGUGACGUCGAGGCUCUUCCUCUGGGCAGCCGGGCUGCCGGUGGCCGUCGUGGCUCUGCGGGAGCUGGUGCAGGCGUUUCUGCGGGUCCGGCAGAGGCGGAAGCGAAGGGAGCAAAAGGAGCAAAAGGAGCAGAAGGAGGACGAGGCCAAGAUCGAGACAGGCGGGUUCGACGACUUUGAAGAGGAGCAGGCCAUUGAGCGGCACCGGGCCGAGGCAGACGAGCUGACGAUGGUGCUAUCAUCGGCCGUGGACGCGCUCAAAGCGAUUGCAGCAGGUGGCAACAGCAGCAACGGUAGCGGCGACAGAGACAAGGACGCGAGCGGGCUGAUCAUCCUGAGCGCCAAGUACGGUGUGGCCCUGGGGGACGACUCGGACGACUCGGACGGGGCUGAGCUUCGAAAGCGAAAGCGAAAGCACACUAGCGUCAACGGCAGCGCAGCAACAUCGACAGCCAUGGCGACGCGCAACGGCUGGUCGCCUGACUAUGAGGUGGCUGACGUGACGGCAGCCCUGACAGCUCUGGUGGUGUCGGCGGGAAGCAGAGGCAACGACAUUGUUCCUGCUGCCGAUGCUGACUCAGACUCGGACUGCCUGCUCAUCCCCCGUGGUGAGCGGAUCGCCGAGGUCGGGAACCGAGACGGCCUGCGGCUGCCGUGA